AUACAGUAAGAGAGAAGAUCGGAGUUGGAAGGGUCAAAUCGCGAACUCGUCUUCAGGCCCAGCCCAUCUUCUAGUUUUUUGGAAGCCCGGUCUGGCUAUGGAUGGGCCCAUCGGCCAUUGCAUCGAGCUUAAAGACUGGCUCAAGCAUAUUCGCAUCGAAGAGAACACGGCGUGGUUCCUGUACACGAAUCCGGCACGCACAAAGCGGUCCAGCGCCACACGUCUCAGGGGCGCCACGGUGGAGGAAACGAUAAGCUGAUAAGGUAACACAGUAGACACAGUUGCUGGAGCAUCUCAGCUUCCAGGAGCGCGAGAGAAAAUCGAUCAUGGCGAGAGCCUGCAGCCCCGCGUUGAGGCUGCAGCUGCCGCCGAACCCGCCGAUCACGCCGCAGCUCCCGAGCUGCAGGACUCACUCCGCUGGCGCCAGGUGCAGAGGCUUCGCCGCCGCCCACUCGCAGCCGCCUGCAGCCGGGCGCCCGGACGAGCCUGCCGCGGAGCCGUCACCGAAGCAACCGGAGAUCGCGCAGACGCAGAACCUCAGGAGGAGCCGCAGGAGGGGGCCGGGGUCGCGGCAGAGCCUCGUGUCCGUCGGGACGUCGUGCGGCGGAGGGGAUCAGUGGAGCAGCGACUUCGACCUGACGCUGCGGCAGCUGCACCUAGACGACCUCAUCGAAGACGGCCAGAACGACGACGCCGACGUCCUGGUGCACCUCCUAGUUCAGCAGCAUACUCAGUUUGGAAUGUCAAUCAAAGGCCGAGUGGUCACGUCCUUCAGCAAAAUAUGCGAUUCCUGCUCCUCGCCGUACUGCGCAAAGAUUGAUGAGCAGUUCAACCUCACGGUGCUGUCCUCAACCAGGAAAGAACAGAGUGAGAUGCCUGAUAUUGGAGACAGCGAUCCAUCUGUUAUCUACGUGAGACCAGGUGUAGAGGUUGAUCUUGACUCCGUGAUCCAAGAGACGAUACGGCUAACGGCAUCUGCCAAGAGUUCAUGCUCAGAGGCAUGCGAAAAAUCUACUGUCGUAUGGCAAUAUGGUGGUAACCAGAAGAAGCGUUACAGCCAACGGUGGUCGAAACUUCUGGACCUGAAGAAAACUCUGGAUAAGGCGGCUAACUGAACCACGACGCACAUUCAUUCAACAGAAUGAACACAUGCUAGUACAAAAUGAGUCAAAUGACGCUGGAACCCAAGACGCAGCGGAUUGCUCUACCAAAAUACAAGUGUUUCUGGCUAUAUAUCUUAUAUCCGAACAAGGAACGGAGGGUGUAGCAGAGAAACAAGCUGCAUCGCAACCCGCUAGCUCUUCGAUCUGAUCAUCUGAAUCCUGUGUAUAGAACUGUGCCAUGUAUACGUAUAGAUGACAAUAAACAUCACUGGACACGAUUAGCCAGUUAGCACACUGUAAAUUUUUUGGGGAAAAAUGAAUCAGAGUUUCUGCCAUUUAUCCCAAUCAA
Molecule: messenger RNA, 1452 nt
Organism: Oryza sativa Japonica Group (Japanese rice)
Lineage: Eukaryota; Viridiplantae; Streptophyta; Magnoliopsida; Poales; Poaceae
Product: large ribosomal RNA subunit accumulation protein YCED homolog 2, chloroplastic
Source: RefSeq, a predicted model, not a curated record